AUGGAUCGCAACAUGAUGAUCAAGGGGGCUGCUCCUUCAUCUUCUGAGUGUGUCAUUGAACUCAACGAGACGGAGUUUGGCAAGGUCCACAAGACCGUUGUGGACUUCACCGCCGCCUCGCUCCGCUUCAACUUCGAGAAGUACGAGGCCAGCGCGAACUACCAGGUCUACUACGAGGCCGCCCUGCGAACGGGUGCCACCGAUUGCGACAGAGACCGCUCCUUCAUGGCCGGGAUCUGGUUCACGGAAGAGGAGUACGACUAUAUCAAGAAGGACCCCGACAGGCUCAACAGUUGCGGGAGGAACAGUUCAGGUGCCGCUAUGACUGUAUCGAGAAGAUUGAGUAGGCUCAUGCCUUCAGUGCUGCCGUGA
Molecule: messenger RNA, 372 nt
Organism: Thyridium curvatum
Lineage: Eukaryota; Fungi; Ascomycota; Sordariomycetes; Thyridiales; Thyridiaceae
Exons: 3
Coding region: 1-372 (123 amino acids)
Source: RefSeq, a predicted model, not a curated record